Messenger RNA from Apis laboriosa (Himalayan honeybee), 1510 nucleotides. It is a transcript of the gene Tektin-A, whose product is annotated as tektin-4. The coding region runs from base 104 to 1510 and encodes 468 amino acids. Lineage: Eukaryota; Metazoa; Arthropoda; Insecta; Hymenoptera; Apidae. The transcript is spliced from 7 exons. The record is from RefSeq and is a predicted model, not a curated record. Gene Ontology annotation, biological process: cilium assembly; cilium movement involved in cell motility. Gene Ontology annotation, cellular component: microtubule cytoskeleton; nucleus.
CGAAAUUUAUUUUCAUUCAGUUUGAAAAAUAAGAAGUUAUUGUAAUAAAUAAAACCCUACUAAAUUUAGUUUUCCGUAAUAAUUUAUUGAAAAAACAUUUAAUAUGAAUAAUCAUCAAGAUGCUGGUGGAGAUAAGGAAACGCCUUGUCCACAAUUGGACUAUACCAAAGUUGAUGAACCACUUUAUUUGCCUCAACCUGGAAACGAGCUUCCGGUACAACCUGAAGAACAAAUGGAACCGAUCGGUCCAUGGGCAACAGGUCGUGUAACAUACACUUCUCAAGAUGGUUUAACAGGAAUCAGACCAGUCGCUGAUCGAUAUUCUAUAACCAACUCUGGAGAAUCUCAGUGGAGAAGUAAUAACUUGAAAUUUUUUAAACAAUCGAAUGAAAAGAUUAAUGAAGCUCUCCGUGCUAUAAGCAAUGCAAAAAGAUGUGUCGAGCGAUCUUACAAAGAAGCAGAUAAAAUACAAUUGGAAUCAAUGGAAUAUUUAAAAAAUCGUGCAAAUGAAGUACAUCGUUGGAAAACCGAACUGGAACAUUUAAUACUUGAGAUUACAAAAGAAAUAGAAUUAUUGCAAUCUGAAUAUCGACAUGUAAAACAUUCUUUGUCGCUCCUCACGGUUCCAGAAUCUAUAGCCGGUGAAUUUUUAGAAUUGCGAUCUAGACGAUUGGAUUCUGAUCUUAUUCGAGAUGAAGUUGAAACAGAACUUACAAAAGAGGUAGCACUUUGUUCAGAGAUACGUGAUUUGCUUGUUAGAACUCGAGAACACAUAGAAAUGCAACUAACCGAAUUAAAGACUGCAAAAGCAAGGAUGGAAAUGGAUUGGACUGAUAAAACUGACAGUUAUACUAUUGAUGCUGAAAACAUAAAAUUGACAAAUGAUUCUCAUAUCAUAAUGUGGAAGCUUGGAGCUACAAGAGUUCCAGCAGAGCAAUCAUCGCCUGCGAGUUAUGAACAUUACACACGAGAAACUCUGUCCGAAGCAGAAGCGGCCAGGCAAAGAUCUGUGAAUUUAAGAUCCACUUUAGACUCUAUAUAUAAAAAUGCUAUUAAAGAUCUUCGAAAUCAAGCUACUAGUGUAGAUUUGGUUUUAAGUAAAAAGAUUAAACUUACAGAAGAUGUUCGUUUACAAUUAGAGAAAGAAUUACUUCGCUGUUUGCACGAACUUGCAAACACUGAGGUACAGAUAGAGGAGCUUCGUCAUUCAACGAGAGGAAUGGAUUGCGUAAUGAAAGUAGCACAAACACGAUUAGCGAAUAGAUUACAACGACGCAAUGUAGAAAGUUGUCGUGAUACUCCUCAAUUUGCUUUGUUAGAAGAGGUGAAAUUACUUAAUGAACGUACAUCAGCUAUGCUGGCAGAAUUAAAAGUAGCCGAAGAAACUUUAGCAGGUUUAACAAAAGCAAGAAGCGAUCUUGAACGAGAAAUAAUCGUAAAACGCAAAACAUUAUAUUUAGAUAAAGAACGCGGACAAUGGUUACGCUCAUUUUAUCCUACGACUAUUUAA